AUUCUAGCGGGCAAAGACGUCGACGAUAUGGAUAGAGAGUCACAUGCAUCGAGAUGGUGCCAAGUUUAAGAAGUGAAUUGCACUGUGUGCUCCUUUGUUGUAUUGUGACAGCCAAUUGUCUGACUUUGACAAAUCCGUUCUACAAUACCUUUACACUUUUCAUCGAUGACAAACCGCUUCUCGACCAUAAUAGUGAAGAUCCUGUAGUUGCCGUUGGAAGAAGUCAAAUCAACUUUACAGAAGAUCAAGGCAAUUUUAUUAUUAGUGAAGAUGUUUACGAGAAAAUAGAAUUAUCCACUUGUGAUAUUGAUGAAAGCGGCAUGCCAGAUCUCUUCAAAGCUACAUGCUACAACAUUGAAUACUUUCCAGAAGUUUCGGUAGAUUUUGCUGUCGAGGAAAAGGCAGAUUCGGGAUUUUUUCGUAAAACCGCUUCAGUUAAUAUCACGGUGUUCGGCCGGGAUCGUCUGUGGUUCCGGUUAGCAUCAAACUCUUCUGAAAAAAUCUAUGGUGGCGGAGAACAGUUUACGUACUUGAAUUUGAAAGGUCGUGAAUUUCCCAUGUGGAUUCGCGAACAAGGUGUUGGAAGAAACCUAUCAAGCCCUCUAACAGAGAUAGUGGAGACAGGGUCACCAGGCGCAGGAGGGGAUUACCAUACCACAUAUUACCCCGCCCCUAUUUUCUUAUCCACGUGGAACUAUGCCAUUUUAGGCAAACAAGAGAGGUACUCCAUCUUGAAUUUCACUUCGUCGACGAGGAAAGAAAUCUAUGUCCAUGAUGAACAACUAAAGCUUAAUGUUGGAACAGCUGCUAGCUUAAUGGAGCUAGUUGGUGCAAUUAACCGUGAGAUGUCCGUGAUUCCGCCAACUCUUCCUGAAUGGAUUUAUAACGGAGCGAUUGUUGCUGUUCAAGGCGGAACCCAGAAUAUGCUUGACAAGCUUCAGCAAUGCUUAGACAACGGUGUAAAUGUCAGUGCCAUAUGGAUUCAAGAUUGGGCGGGUAAAAUCGAAACACCAUUUGGCUAUCGUGUUUUUUGGAAUUGGCGUUGGAAUGAAGAGCUUUAUCCAGGACUUGAUUCCGUCAUAAUCAACUUGGCACAGCAAGGCAUUCAAGUUGCGGCAUAUAUCAAUCCGCAUUUGAAUGUUGAAGGCGACUUGUUCGUCGAGGCAGACAGUCUUGGUUAUUUACUCAAAAAUGACAAAGGUGGAACCUAUAGACAAGAUUUUGGUGGAUUUUUGGCUGGAACGCUUGACUUUUCUAAUCCACUGGCAAAACAGUGGUAUGCUGAUCUUAUUAAAGAAAACAUCAUCGGUUUUGGCUUCAAAGGGUUCAUGGCUGACUUUGGGGAAUACACACCGGUAGACGCCGUUGCAGCCAACAGCCCUGAUCCCUAUCAGUUCCAUAAUGUUCUCCCUGUUUUAUGGGCCAGCACAGUUCGACUUGCCUUAGAGCAGUCUGACACGUUAAGUUCUGUCUUGCCGUGGGCGAGAUCAGGAUUUUCGGGUGCGCAAAGCUUUCAUUCAAUGAUGUGGGCUGGUGACCAAAACGUUGACUGGUCGAUGUCUGAUGGGUUACCGUCUAGUAUUGUAGCAGCUCUUUCCUUGGGCUUAUCCGGCUACGGUCUCAGCCAUAGUGAUAUUGGAGGGUAUACCACCCUUAAUGGAAUUUUAACCCGUAGUGAGGAAUUGCUUUUGCGCUGGGCCGAAUACAGUGUUUUUACACCUCUAAUGAGAACUCAUGAAGGAAAUAAACCUGAACUAAAUCAUCAAAUCUAUUCAACGAACGAAACCCUAAAAAGUUUUGCCCGUUUAUCAGCAAUCUACACAUCGCUUACCCCCUAUCAUAAAGAGGUAGUGUCGCAAGUGGCGACUAUUGGGAUUCCAGCAAUGGCUCCUUUAUUCCUCUAUCAUGCUGACGAUGUAGAUUCUUUUGAUAUUCAAUAUCAAUACUUGUAUGGAUCAGAUUUAUUAGUAGCUCCUGUACUGCAGCCAUCAAAAACUAAUCAAGAAGUUUACUUACCACCAGGACGCUGGAUUCAUUUGUGGGAUAACGACCAGAAAGUCUUUCAGGGCCCUGUUUCAGUUAACGUUAACGCCACUAUGGGUAAAACGCCAGUUUUUUUCCGUGAUAAUAGCAAAUGGAUAUCGUUGUUCCAUGAUAUCCGCAACCGUUUCAAUCUCUAGUGGUUUGCUUGGGUUGAUAAGGGUUUUAUUCAAGUCUGUCAUUGCAUUUGUUUCUUAGUUCCUAGACGU
Daphnia carinata is the source of this 2249-nucleotide messenger RNA. Its product is annotated as sulfoquinovosidase-like. Gene Ontology annotation, biological process: carbohydrate metabolic process. Bases 54 to 2180 code for a protein of 708 amino acids. The transcript has 11 exons. Lineage: Eukaryota; Metazoa; Arthropoda; Branchiopoda; Diplostraca; Daphniidae. The record is from RefSeq and is a predicted model, not a curated record. Gene Ontology annotation, molecular function: carbohydrate binding; hydrolase activity, hydrolyzing O-glycosyl compounds.